AUGUGCAUAAAAGGGAAUGGCGAUGGAACUGCCGCCUUCAGCGACGCCAUAAGUGCAGUGUUUAAGAGUUAUAUGGGGAGAAUGCCUGAUUUAGAUAUUCUCUUCCCUCCCCCUCGCAUUUAUUUAAUGGCUGUCUCUGUGUCUCCUUUAGGUCGUCAUUCUCUCUUAGGUUAUGGAUAUGCAGAUAUACCCAUGACUGCAGGUAACUAA
Eimeria maxima is the source of this 210-nucleotide messenger RNA. RefSeq names its product seryl-tRNA synthetase, putative. The coding region runs from base 1 to 210 and encodes 69 amino acids. The record is from RefSeq and is a predicted model, not a curated record. The transcript is spliced from 3 exons. NCBI's taxonomy places the organism in Eukaryota, Apicomplexa, Conoidasida, Eucoccidiorida, Eimeriidae.